AUGACAAAUGGGUUGAGGGAAGGGGAUGGGGGAAGAGAAGGGGGUGAAAGUGAUGCAAUUGAUGAAGGUGACAAUAUGGAGGGGGACAACGUGAGAGGUGGCAGUAUUGAACGUGACAAUAUCGAAGGUGUUGCCCAUCUUGUUAGUCGGCAUAAGAAUGAUAAAGACACGAGUGCUGCUGCUUGUUUAGCUGCUGCUCUGGCCAUGGCUUAUGGGGGGGUGGACGACGGAGAUGAGGAGAUGGAGGAGGAGAAAGAGGAAGAGAAGGGAGAGGAGGAGAAAGAGGAGGAGAAGGAAAAGGAGAAUGAGGAGGAGAAGGAAGAGGAAAAGGAAGGAAGCAGAGAAAUCAGAGAGAGCAGAGGAAGCCAUGGGAGCAGAGGAUGCAUGGGGAAUACGAGACAGAGGAACAGGAAGAGGGAGGCGGAGGAAGAAAGGGAGGAGGAAAACGAGGAUGAAGGGGGUAAGGUAGAGGAGGGGAAGGAGAAGGAGGAAGAGGAAACAGAGGAGGAGAAGGAAGAGCAGAGAGAGGAGGACGAUGGUUUAGAUGAUGAUUUGGUGUGUGCUGACGCAGAAAACACGAGACGCAUGUGGGAGGCUGCUGAUGCUCCUCCUCCUCCUCCUGCUUCUGCUGCUGCUGCUGCUGCUGAUCCUGCAGCUUCUGCUUCUGCUGUUGCUGCUUCUGCUGCUGCUGCAGAGGAAGCAGAGGAGGAAGAUGAUGACUUGGUGUGUGGUGAUGCAGAUGACAUGAGAUGCAUGUGGGAAGCUGCUGAUCUUAAUGCUGCUGGUGAUGUUGCUGCUGACGCUGCUGCUGCCACUGCUGCUGCUGAUGCUGAUGCUGCUGCUGCCACUGCUGCUGCUGCUGUUGCAGAGGAAGCAGAGGAGGAAGAGGAUGACUUGGUGUGUGGUGAUGCAGAGGACAUGAGACGCAUGUGGAAGGCUGCUGAUCUCAAUGCUGCUGCUGAUGCUGAUGUUGUUGCUUUUGCUGCCACUGAUGCUGAUGCUGCCACUGCUGCUGUUGCUGCUGCAGAGGAGUCAGAGGAAGCAGAGGAGGAUGAUGAUGAUGACUUGGUGUGUGGCGAUGCAGACGACAUGAGGCGUAUGUGGGAGGCUGCUGAUUCUCCUCCUCCUCUUCCUCCUCCUGCUUAUGCUGCUGCUCCUGCUGCUGCCGCAGAGGAAGCAGAGGACGAUGAUGAUGACUUGGUGUGUGGCGAUGCAGACGAUAUGAGGCGCAUGUGGGAGGCUGCUGCUGCUGCCAACGCUGCUGCUCUGCGUGCUGCUGCUGCAGCUGCUGGGGCUACCACAGUUGGUGCCGCUGCUGCCGGUUCUGCUGCUGAUGCUGCUGUUAAACCGGGCGAGGCAAGCCAAGCGCCAAGCGCAGUGGCACAUGGAGCAGCAACGACGGCAUCAGCAGGAGGGGCUGCAGCAGCAGCAGCAGCAGCAGCAGCAGCAGCAGCAGCAGCAGCAAGGGCAGCAACAGCAGCAGGGGCUGCAGCGCAAGCAGCAGCAGCAGCAGCAGCGCAGCAGCAGCAGCAGCAGCAGCAGCAGCAGCAGCAGCAGCAGCAGCAGCAGCAGCAGCAGCAACCGCAGGGGCAGCAGCAACUGCAGCAGCAACAACAACGGCAGCAGCAGCAGCAGCAGCAUUACCAGAAGCAGCAGCAGCAGCACAACCAACAGCAGCAGCAGCAGCAGCAGCACUACCAGCAGCAGCAGCAGCAGCAGCAGCAGCAGCAGCAGCAGCAGCAGCAGCAGCAGCAGCAGCAGCAGCAACAGCAGCAACAGUGGGUGGAAGCUGAGAGCCUUAGCAGCGACGAGGGCAGCAGUCAAGACGAGCACGCUGCUAGCAGUACAGCAGCGCAGAUAUUGCCUCGUUUGGUGCUGCCUCGUUUGGUGCUGCCUUGUUAG
This is a messenger RNA of Closterium sp. Naga37s-1, 1902 nucleotides long. The record is from the annotation of a GenBank genome assembly. NCBI's taxonomy places the organism in Eukaryota, Viridiplantae, Streptophyta, Zygnematophyceae, Desmidiales, Closteriaceae.